This is a messenger RNA of Myxocyprinus asiaticus (Chinese sucker), 2447 nucleotides long. Its product is annotated as F-box only protein 44-like. The record is from RefSeq and is a predicted model, not a curated record. Lineage: Eukaryota; Metazoa; Chordata; Actinopteri; Cypriniformes; Catostomidae. The coding region runs from base 608 to 1426 and encodes 272 amino acids. Gene Ontology annotation, cellular component: SCF ubiquitin ligase complex; cytoplasm. Gene Ontology annotation, molecular function: protein binding; ubiquitin protein ligase activity. Gene Ontology annotation, biological process: SCF-dependent proteasomal ubiquitin-dependent protein catabolic process; glycoprotein catabolic process. The transcript is spliced from 6 exons.
UUGUUGUGAUGUCUUACAUUUAUUCAUUUGGCAGACGCUUUUAUCCAAAGCGACUUACAAGAGAGGAAAACAUAAGUGAAUCAUCUUAGGAGACAGUGGUAUGAAAAGUGCUGUAUUUCAAAGUAUCACUAUAGCAUCAUAAUAGUAUUCAAAACAGAAUAAAGUGCAACAGAUUUUUUUUUUUUUUUUUUUAAAUGACUGGUUAAGUGCUCAUGGAGAAUACUUGAGAAUACUUUUGUAAAAUACGUGAAUCCUAAGAAUGUGAUUAAGAUUCAGUAGCUUGGAUGUCGAGGACAUGGUGACUAAUGGAAUAUCUCAAACGGCUUAAACGAAAAGCUUUAACGGCACAGUCAUCCUCUUCCAGGCAUUUUCCAGUUUUUCUAAAGCAGAUGACAGUGCUGCCGUAUUUAGAAUCGUUAUUUGAGUCACUUCAUUACCGUAAACGCUGAGAGAAACGAUGUUUGGCUAGUGUGCAAUGCUUAGCUGCUAUUGUUAAUGUUCCAGUUGGUGAUACUGUAGUAUCGUCAGAGCAUGAGAAGUUACUUCCGUGUUUUCCCCGUAAAGCAGCAGGACCAGACACGUAAUGCUAUCGUUUUAAAAAACAAGGAUGGGUCAGUCAAUGAGUGAACACAUCCAUGUUACUUCGAGGGAGCAUGAACUCAGAACAGAUGCAUACACAAGUGUGCAAGCUUUCCCUCUAGCAGUCGUUGAGGAGAUCUUACUGAAUCUGCCAGCACAGCAGGUGGUUCGAGUCUGUCGGUUGGUGUGUCAUGAGUGGAAGGAGCUGGUGGACAGUGCUGCUCACUGGAAAGAGCGCUGUCGGAGAGAAGGCCUCCAGCCGUGCGACGCCUCCAGACCCCCGGCCAACUGGCGGAUGUUUUACUUUUUAGCUAAGAAACGACAUAACAUGCUCAAGAAUCCCAGAGCAGAAGAUGAAUUAAAUGGAUGGAAGAUUGUACAGAAUGGUGGUGACCGCUGGAAAAUAGAAGAUAAUUCUGUAGAAAUUCCAAAUAACACAGUCCCUAAAUGCUUCGUCACAUCUUACUACUUAUGUAUGAAGCAGCAGCUCAUUGAUUUAAAAAAAGAAGGCUACAGUCCUGCUUUCAUGGAUCACUUACAACCUGAUAUCAAAAUAACAGACUGGUAUGCGCCACGCUGGGACUGUGGAAGUCAGUAUGAGAUUUGUGUAGAGUUGCUUGAUCAGAAGAAGAAAGUGAUGAGUACCUAUCAGCCUGAACCAGUGUUCUUUCCACAGUGGAACGAUCAGCAGUGGUGUCAAAUGACACAUGUCUUUAAGGAUUAUGGUCCUGGGGUUCGGUUUAUCCGUUUUACUCAUGGAGGGAAGGAUACACAGUACUGGGCAGGCUGGUAUGGAAUACGGAUCACUAAUAGUAGUGUGGAGAUCUGUCCAGCUGCAGAGAUAUAGUGCUGUCCAUUCUCGCUUUGUUCUCUGAGUUAUAAAGGGAUAGUUCACCCAAAGAUAAAAAAAAUAAAAUCUCACUCUCAUUUACUCCCCCUCAUGUUCUUCUAAACCUGUUUAACUCACUUUAUGGAACACAAAAAAUGUAAGGCCUCAGUCAACAUUCACUUUAAUUGUAUGGAAAAAGAUGCAAUGAAAGUGAACGUCGAGACUGUGCCUAACAUCUGUUUUUAUGUUCUAUGGAAGAAAGUCAUACAGGUUUAGAACAAUGUGAGGUUAAUCAAUGAUUAUAAACAUUUAUUUUUUGGGUUGAACUGUUGUUUUAAUGGUGAAUGUUUCGCAAGAAAAUUGUGCAUCUCACAAUAUUGUACAUUUAUUUCCACUACAUCUUAAAUCAAUAUUCAGUUAUUUAUAUUUAAAAAUACUUCUUGGUCCUCCUUUCUCACUAAUCCAUGCUGUUUCUUAUUCUCUUCCAACAAAUACUGUGUUGUACUGGUAAAAAGAAGCACAUUGAACAGUAUGUUAUUGUCAGCCUGAUCUCAUGAAAUGUACGUGACAAUGGCAACAUUUUUACAAACCAAAGUUACGUGCUUCAUUAUACGUUUGGCUGCAGUUUCCCAGUAAAAUAUCCUGCGGCGGGGGGGGGAUGGGGGGGGUGCCAAAAGAGAGUGAAAUGAUGUUGUAAUCAGACAAGGUUUUUAAGGUGAAUAUUAGAUGGAAGAAAUUAGUAAAAUGGACCUCCCUAACCUAAAACUUUAACCUAAACCUAACCAAUAGUGUUUUAAAAGCAAAUUCGACAUGAAAAGCACAUUAACUGAAGCAACCACGUCAUUUUGUGUCUCUUCUAUGGCACUUUCACUUCACUUUUGUUUCGAGAGUCCUUGGAUGGGCUUGUGGCUCGGUUUCCGAGUCCAAAGUCCAACACUCUACCAGGUGAGCUAGAGCAAAGCUAAUGAUGUUGGAAUAGUUGUGUAAAUGUUGGUGGGUCUUUAAUAAAAGCAUUAACAUGUAUUGUUUUUCAAAUGUG